AUGUCUUCUAUUAAAGAGCUCGGUGAAAGAAUUGCCAGCAACUCGGCUAUAGUCGAGAAAUGGUUGGUCAACAAGGGCGCCAGAAUGCCGUCCUUCGAGCAGGAUGCAGACGACGAGUUCCCUGAUACUGCCGAUGAGCUCGAGAUUGAGGCGGCACGGCUGGCGAUUAUAGACGACACAAGCGCCCUUCAUGACUUGCUUCUUGGUCCACGAGAAGUCCUGGCUCGGGUCUGGGGUGGUUCCCUCGACAAUGCUGCCCAACAAUGCAUCUACCAUUUCAACAUUCUUCAAGCGAUUCCACUGGAGGGCGGUGCUACCUAUACAGAAAUCUGCGCAAAAGUCGGUUUGUCUGAGAGGAAAGUUAAAACCCUUGUGCGUAAAGCAGCCUUUAACCGUAUGCUGCGAGAAGACAUCCCUGAUCAUGUUGUUCACACCGCGGCCUCGGCCCUUCUUGUGCGAAAUAGUAGCAUGAUGGACUACUUCGGGUUCUUCGUUGAGCAGAUGUUCCCUACCAGCGCAAAACUCGCCGAGGCACUGGAGAAAUACCAAGACAGCACAGCUGCUGAGGACACCGCAUUCGGUCUUGCCUUCAACACAAAGGAGACCUUAUUCCAGUUCCUCGAGCAACGUCCCGAGUUGCAAGCUCGAUUCGCUGGUGCGAUGGAGGGUGUUGGCAAGGAUCCUAGUCAAAGUCAGAGACACGUUGUUGGCGGUUCCUCCGGUUUCAUGAGUGUAGAGCUCGCGCAAGCAUACCCGAACCUGAAAAUGGUGGUAGAAGAUUACAAAAAGAACAUUGAGCAGGGAGCCGCACAAUUGCCACCCGAAUUGGCCGGGCGAGUGAAGUUCGUGUCGCAUAACUUCUUUGAUAGCCAACCGGUGGUGGGUGCCGAAGUCUACAUUUUGCGUCAUAUCUGCCACGACUGGUCUGCCGAAAACAGCGCCAAGAUCCUUCGCCAGAUUGUACCAGCCAUGAAGCCUGAGAGCAAGAUUCUGCUAGUGGAAAUUGUUGUUUCGCCAUCGGAUAGACCGAUGUCUAGUAUCGCAGAGCGGUACCUGCGGGACCUUAACAUGGUUCAGCUACUGAAUGCACAGGAGCGAAGUGAGUCUGAGUGGAGGGAAAUCGUUAGUGCAGCAGAUUCCCGUCUCGAGCUGACCCGCAUUAUCGCUCGUGUUACCAACGAUUUGAACGUCAAUGUUGUCAGUCCCUACAUUGCUGCACAAGAAGCUAUCAAACACUGGGCAUCUCUUCCCACAGAGGACAAGAAGCUGUUCAUCUACACAGGCAAUAUUACAAAUGUCGCUAUAGUGCCUGUACCGCUUUUGUUGAAUGCUGGAAUGGGGAAGUCCGCAACCGCCUACUGGCUUGGUGUUGCUGACGGGGCAUAUGCAGCAAAGGGUUACCGGCAAGUUCUCUUUCCAAAUUAUGUUCCAUCCACACAAAGUGCAGAUGGCAAGCUCGCAGGCCCAACAGUUAACGGACCGGCCCAUGCCGAUUUCUUUUCGCAGCUGGCGGCCAGCGGUGCGGAGAAUGUCCCGUGGCAUGCAACGUUUGUCAAGGACAAAGGCUAUGUCAAAUUCUAG
Talaromyces amestolkiae is the source of this 1581-nucleotide messenger RNA. RefSeq lists its product as uncharacterized. Lineage: Eukaryota; Fungi; Ascomycota; Eurotiomycetes; Eurotiales; Trichocomaceae. The transcript is spliced from 6 exons. Gene Ontology annotation, molecular function: O-methyltransferase activity. Bases 1 to 1581 code for a protein of 526 amino acids. The record is from RefSeq and is a predicted model, not a curated record.